CCGACAUCCUGGUUGUAAGCGACGUCAUACAGAGCAAGAGCCUAUGUAACCUGGUGAUGGAGGGCGUGUCGAGCCCCGGGUCGUCGCCCGGCGCCGGCGCCGGCGCUGGCGAGGUGCCGGGCGAGCUGCGCAAGGCGCUGGAGUGGGAGCUGUCGCUGGACGCGCGCGACCUGCGCUCCCACGCCUGGUACCACGGCGCCAUCCCGCGCCAGCGCGCCGAGGACAUCGUGCAGCGCGACGGCGACUUCCUGGUGCGCGACUGCUCCUCCCAGCCCGGCAACUACGUGCUCUCCUGCCGCUGCAAGGGGCAGCCGCUGCACUUCGUCAUCAACAAGGUGGUGAUCCAGCCGGACACGGUGUACGAGCGCGUGCAGUACCAGUUCGAGGAGGACGCGUACGACACGGUGCCCGACCUCAUCACGUACUACGUGGGCAGCGGCAAGAGCGUCUCCACGGCGUCCGGGGCGCGCAUCUCGACGCCGCGCAACCGCCUCUACCCGCUCUCCUUCUACGCCUCCAAGUACGGCCUGCAGCAGCAGCAGCACGUCUCGCCGCUGUCGUCGCCCGGGGGAACCCCCGCGCUGCGCUACAACCCCUACAACUCGUACCGCGCCGCGCCCCAUUCACCUCCUCGCACCCGGCGCGGCGACACGCCGCCGCGGCUGCCCAGCAAGAAGCAGCGCAGCCAGUCGCUGACGCCGGCCGACUCUCACCAGCAGCAGCAGAACCACCAGCAGCCGGCGGCAGCGGGGGAGCGCGCCAGCAGCGCAGACGGAGUCAUCCAGACGGGCACGCUGGGCAGGCACGACCCGCCGCCCGCCGCCAAGUUCUCCACACACUCGCUGCCGCGCUCCGCCGGGCUCGCCGGCAAGCACCAGCAGGUGUCGCCGUCGUCGACGCCAGGGGCGGGCCACGGGCACGCCGUGGCCAAGAUGGUGCGCGUGACGAGCGACCCGGCGCUCAGCCCCUGCCUCGAGAGGCGGCGCUUCGGCUACGAGGGCGACGGCGCGGCGGAGGCGGCGGGGGCGGCCGACGCGGACCUGCCCGAGCAGCCGCCGCCCAAGCCCAGCCGGGUGCCGUCGCUGCCGCCCAAGGAGCACGCGGCCGCGGCGGCCAACCACGACGCCCACCACCCGCCCGUCUUCGACAACGGAUUGCCGGCGGCGGCGAGCCUGCAGCGCGUGUCGUCGUACCACGCGUCUGGCUCGGACUCCGGCAACGGGUCGGGCGACUCGGCGCAGAGCUCGGCGGCCGACGCCACCGACUGCUCGCAGGCGCAGCACCGCGGCGUCGUGAUCAAGAACCCGCGCUACCGCACCGAGUACGACUCGGCCGCCGAGGACUCGCUGCUGCUGUCCGUGCCCGAGCCGGAGCCGCCGUCCGCCUUCGACCUGGAGAGCGCCUCCACGCUGCUGCUGCCCGUCAUCGAGAACAAGCCGCUCGACCCGUCCGCCCUGCAGGCGGUGCGGCGGCAGCUGCAGGAGACGGGCCCGCGCGUGCUGGCGGCCCAUUUGACGCGCGUCGACCUCUCGCUGCUGCUCGACGCUGCAGACCUCGGGCUCGGCAUCGCCUGCGGACUCGAGCUCGUCACGCUGCCGCACGGCCGACAGCUGCGCCUCGACCUCAUCGAGAGGACUGAAUGUCUGAAACUGUUGGUGGCAGUCACGAUCUUAACUUGCACCACAGAAGCAGAACGAGCAGAAUCAUUAAAUAAAUGGAUUGAGGUAGCAGUGGAGACAAAAACAGCACUUGGUAAUCUCUAUGGAUUUUGUGCAGUGAUGAUGGGCCUCUGCAUGCCGCAGAUUCAGAGGCUGUCCUCAACGUGGCAUGUUCUGCGACAGAAAUUUACUGAUAGUGCUUUCAACUUUGAAGCAAAGUUACGACCUACACUGAAAAGCAUGAAUGAGUGCACAAAUCCACAGGCACCAAACACAACAAUUCCACAUUUGUUACCAUUUCUUUUGCUGCAGGAUCGCACACUUGAAGAUAUUUUAGGCCCUGCACCAGGAAGCCUGAGCUGGGAGACAUCAACUGCUGACCUCGGACUCGGCACACUUCUGGCACACAUGGAAGCUGCACGCAAAUUUGCAGAAUCUGUGCCUAUGUUUAGACGUAAUGCUGAAAUUGCACUUGGCAGUGCUGCAAAACAGGAUGAACUUCUGACUGACAUGUUUCGCACAGAAUUCCACCUUAAGUUCCUCUGGGGAAGCCGUGGUGCCUCUGUUGCUGCGGACGAGCGCCGUGCAAAGUUUGAACAGGUGCUCGCAGUAAUGUCAGACAAGUGCGAGCCACCAGCAUGAGUGGAGGAUAAUUAUGUUUAAUUGGCUGAUUUGGCACUUAGUGCUGACCAAUGAGUCUUAAUUGUUGGAUGGUAUAAAUGCUGAUACAAAUCAACAAUGUUUUUGCUGCAGGAGAAGAUAUGGUGAGCAACUCUUGUUUCCAGGUCACUGAAAGGCAGUGUGAGGUUUAGAAGAAAGGGCAUGGUGAUAAUGCAAGAAAUGAUGUCUUCAUUCUAACCAUUUCACAUGGUGUCAUGUUAUGUUAAGAUGAAGAGAGCUUAAGAUUUAUUUCAAACUACUGCUGCAGAUAAGGUGACUAAUCUGAACACACCACUGAACACUGCCAUUAAGCAACACAUCAUAGCCUUGUGUCCAAAAAAAAUUAGAAGAAACUAUGGUACUUGCAAAUAUCAAGACAGUUGUUUUAGCAUGUACAUUGAUUAUUCAUUGUCACGUCAUGGGGAUAGGUACAAACUUGUAAUUUUUUCCUAAUAUUUGGAUAAAAGAAAACGUACUUCUGUCAUAUUUUUUUCAGAGACAUGGCAUUGUGGAUUUUCCCUCCUUAAGUUAUCAAAUGAAAUGCAUUAGAUUAUAUAGUGAAAUGAUAUGUGAAAGAUUACCAUGCAUUAGGUGUUUCAAUUCGGUUCAAAUUUUUCAUACACGUGUGCCAUACAUGGAACAGGUCCAGGUAGUUCUUUAAAGUGCUGCCUUAGCACAGCUAGAGAACAGUGUAACCGAUAUAUCUCCAGGAGCUUGUGAAAUGAUUACAUAGAGACAAACAAAUCUCUGUUAAUUACACAAUCAUAACAGUGUUUAUUAAGUGUGUACACAAAGAAUUUUAUUGUCUGAAACAGCUGCAACUAGAAAUACUAUAAAAAUACUUACUCUGUCUUCAGGUUCACUUUACUUGCUUUACUAGUGGUGCUCUUUAGAUUUAUAAUAGAUGCUGUAGUUUAAAACUUGAUAAUAUGUUCUUGCCAUCAAACAAACGAGCAAUGAAGUUUGUGCUCCCUCUCACCUUUUUUGUGUAAUUUCUUACAUCAAGUUUGAGACAGUUAACUAACAACUGUGGUUUUAUGUUGUGGGGAAACAAUAUAGAAUAUAAUGCAUAUGAAUAAUUGGAAAACAUGAACAUAUUAAUUUAAAUAAAUUUUCAAUACACUUUCCUGUAUAUUUUCUCAUGGAUGUUGUAAGAGUAUUUUCCUUAGAGCCAACUACAUUUUUUCCCCCUGUGCAAAUGUAUUAUAUUUCAAAUGUGGACUUGAGUCAGUACUCUCUCUCUCUCUCUCUCUCUCUCUCUCUCUCUCUCUCUCUCACACACACACACACACACACACACACACACACUCAGAGAGAGAGAGAGAGUUAGUGUAUGUGUGUAAUGCAAUACACUACAACUGAUUAUGGUGAAACUAAUCACAUAAUAUUACAAUACAAUUGGAUUAAGUACAUAUAUUUUUCUGAUUGAUGAUGUGGCACAAAGAAGUGGUGCUUACUGUGGUAAUAUUUCCUUUGACAGAUGGAAUUUCUUAAUAUCGGUUUCAUAUUUGUUAAUCUUUUUCAUGUAGCAAGUGAAUAUGUAAAUAAAACAAGUUUCUUGACAUACUAGUUAAUGACUGGCUAGGUCUUUACAGAAAGCAGUAAAGUAAUGCCCAAUAGUUACAGCAUCUACCCUAACUUAAGCACUGAAUGAGUGACCAUUCAUGACUGUAAGUAAUUUCCAGUAUGUGAUAACUGUAUGUAAUUAAAAGAAAAUUGUCUUCCCUGUGUUAUUUAAGGUGCUUCAAAUUGUUUGAUGAAAUUUUGUGGGAUUUAAGUCUCUUGCUCGAACACAAGGUGGGAUAUUCCUGCUUAUGAAAUUUCCUUUUAUACUUUUGUGUUAUGUUCUAAUAAUACAAAGGCUCUUCAUUCAUUUGUUUUUAUAUUGGGUAUGUUAGUUCAGAUCAGAUUGUAUUGCUUUCCCAACUGCUUCUGUUGAUAACGAUCUGCUAAAAGUAGUUAUUCCAAUAGGGGAAAGCUGACUUUAAAACCUAGAAAAAUGGUAUGGUAACUACAUGCAGUUCCAUAAUGAUAUCCAGUGUCGCUGUUGGCUAAGGAUGAAUGACUCAGUUGUCAGCUACCUGUAUGUAGUCCCCAAGACCUCACUGUAGAACUAUAUAAUCUUUUACACAGAAGCCCAAAAUUAUUGAAUAAAAUAUUUCAUUUAUGGUGGAAGACAGAUGUUUCAUCCAAAACGUGAACCAAGUAACAGAGAAUUCGAGUACAUACCACAGUCAUUUUCUGGAAAGGGUUCGAUAACAGUUUCCUUAUUUUUGCAUUUGUGUUGACUCUGUUAUUCCAUAACAUAUUAAAAAGUUUUUAAGACUUGACCAUUUGUGUCUUCCCAAAUUGAAAUGACUUCUCAUCUAAAUUAAGCCUACUGCCUGAAAGUCUGGUCUCCUGUGAUCUGAAUGUACCUGGUGUUGAAUAAUAUGUAGCCUGGUGGAUGAUAGGUGUGUUAAGCAUGGACUAGACAGUAUUGUAAAAGUAUGAAACGUAAGUGUGUGUGCUCUCGUACAACAAAAAGUUGUUCGUUCCUGUAUUAUGUGCAUACUGUCUGAAAUUUUAUGAGUUGUUUGAGAUAAUGCAAUAGUUUUUCAUUGGUUUAUAUUUUGGGCCUGUUCUUUACUCAAAACAGCUACAGAAUUGGUCCGAGAAACAGGGAAAUUUUCAUUCUGAAGGAAAGAACAUACAUCAUCAUUAGGAUUAGCAAAGUUUCUUUGUUAGUUGUGUAAAAGAGGUUCCGUAAACAAGUUCACGUAUGGCAGGAUUCUUUGUUGUGAUUUGCUUUACUGAAUGAUGCAUCUCCAGUCAUCCAUACGCAACAUGUACUUCCAUAGCCAUUAUAAAUGAACAGUUUCAUGAACAUAGAUGAGCAAAAACUUUUUUAUUUAUGUACUAUUCUUCACACAGUUGUACUCUUAUGUUGCCUGCAGAAUAUGAGUGCUGCAUCAGAAUUUAUUUUAGAAAAUUAACUUUUCAGCAAUUCUUGCUCUCAAGUGAAGGUAUUUUCAGAAGCAGGCAAUAAAGCACAUCUGUAUUUUAGUUUGAUCAACAAUGAACACUGUUAUUGAGCAAAAACUUCAGUAAACUGCUGAAACUUUUUUGGUUGUAGACCAAUACUACCAUAUUCACCGAAGCUUUGCAUCUCAAAAUUACACAACCACAGCUUGUCAGUCCUGGAUACAUUCUGGAAACAUUUCUCUUCCCAAUUCAGAACCAACUUGAACAUAAGCAAAUCAGUAAGAUACAGUACAACAGAUGAAGUCUUCUUCCCUUGUUUAGUCAUUUUUUUAAAUGUCUAUUUCAUAACUUUUUGUGUGUGGGCAUAUGGUGCAAAAUUGGUUGUUAUUGCAAAUUUAACACUGUAUCUGUAUCUGUGUAAGUAGUACUGAAAACUUAGAAACUUACAUAUAAGGUUGUGACAGAGACAUACAAAUUUGUAACUAAAGUAACAGAUGACAAUUAUGAACUCUGUAUAAAGCUCCUGGAACUGAACAUACCCUUACUCCUAAUAUCAGAAUAAAUGUGAAAAAAAAAGAAAUGAAC
This is a messenger RNA of Schistocerca piceifrons (Central American locust), 5867 nucleotides long. RefSeq names its product breast cancer anti-estrogen resistance protein 3 homolog. Gene Ontology annotation, biological process: small GTPase-mediated signal transduction; positive regulation of peptidyl-serine phosphorylation. The record is from RefSeq and is a predicted model, not a curated record. The transcript is spliced from 13 exons. NCBI's taxonomy places the organism in Eukaryota, Metazoa, Arthropoda, Insecta, Orthoptera, Acrididae. Gene Ontology annotation, molecular function: phosphotyrosine residue binding; guanyl-nucleotide exchange factor activity. The coding region runs from base 57 to 2300 and encodes 747 amino acids.